Molecule: messenger RNA, 1011 nt
Organism: Chaetomium fimeti
Lineage: Eukaryota; Fungi; Ascomycota; Sordariomycetes; Sordariales; Chaetomiaceae
Product: cytochrome c oxidase assembly protein PET191-domain-containing protein
Exons: 2
Coding region: 180-590 (136 amino acids)
Biological process (GO): mitochondrial respiratory chain complex IV assembly
Cellular component (GO): mitochondrion
Source: RefSeq, a predicted model, not a curated record
CCGUCAGGUAACAUUACCAUUUCCGCGAUCGAAUCGGGAUCCUCCCGAAGCUCAAGCCACUUUGCGCCCCAGGCUUGCAGGCAAUUUGGUUCGUUCCAGACCUUCGGCUCAAGGUCGUUUGAAAGUCGGAAUCGUCGAUUACGUCGCCGACCGCAGCGCAACAGUCCACCACAGCCAAAAUGCCGAGCUCAUGUAAAGAUAUACGAGCCGCGCUGGCGGAAUGCCUGCAAGAAUCCGAAUGCGUGAUGGUGCAGCGGCACUCGGCCGCUGAGUGCAUGCGCGAGCCCCUCCUCAGCACCCUCCCUCUCAAGUGCCAGCAGCUCAAGAAGGGCUUCGGCGAGUGCCGCCGCGGCAUGGUCGACAUGCGCAAGCGCUUCCGCGGGAACCAGCCCGUCGCCUUCCGAAAGCUCGAGCAGACCGAUAAGACGGGCGAGGGAUACCAGCUGUACGCCGGCAAGUCGGCAUUUGCGGGCACCCGCGGCGAGACGGAUGGCAACGAGAAAGAGCCGCAGGACUGGAGGGAGGCCGAGAACGAGAAAUACAGAGCUGCCGCUGCGGCCGCCGCGGCGGACAAGUCAUCAAAGUCAUGACGAGCGAGAAUUCGCGCCAUCUAAUGCACUGUACGAUAAUGUGCCACCUUUCGAAGGGCGUCAUUGGAGGUGGGGGCAUAGGAGGCAUUUGGGGUUUUAGGAAGGCAGCUUUGAGUCCAUGCCCUACUUGAAGAGUUAUACUGUGGUGAGAGUCCACCGGUGAUCACACCAGGGUAUACACCUACAUACCUCCAUACCAAAUCGUCGAGCCCCGGUCCUUUCCGGUUCCUUCUCCGAGCCCGGUAGGAGGCAGGCGGAAACCAAGAGCAACCAUCUAUGAAGUAUGGGCUUCCCCAACACCGAGAAUCGGGAGCAACAACGAUGAGCCGACAAUCUUGUUUCUGGCUAAAAUAACAUUACCGAACUAAGAUGAACCGAUGCCGCCUCGCAACUUAACCAAACUAAUACGCCAUCCAUCUGC